UUGACAGCGCGACCUCCUGUACUGUAGAAUGUAGUAUGGACCAUAGGACAGGACGGAGAAGUCCCGUUAAGAAGCUGUGGAGGCCUAAGAUGCUCUACUAGUCUGCUGGAAAUCCAAAGAAGACGAAGGAGUAAAAAGCAAAAUGGCGUUUGACAGAGAAGGCCUAAACGUGGCCACUGGCCAUUAUUGUUUCUCUAUUUGUAUUUAGUGCAUACAUGUACGCAUAUAUGUCGUGUAGUAGAUGAAACAUUGUUAGUCAUUGUUUGUAUCCGGAUACAUUAGUCUGAGCGCACUUUAUGUGCUAGCUUAGCUUGCUAGUUAGCUUAGCUUGUUAGCUGCUAACAAAGAGACGCGGACGUUAUCAACACAUCGCUAAGUAGAGAUCAAAUGUGAGUGUAAAGUGUUGUGAUUGUGUGAAAAUGUGCGAAAGAACGAUAGCAAAGUAUGAGGAGGAACUUUGUCCAACAAAAGAGGAGAAGGAGCGACAACAUCAACUAUGGACGCUGUUUUCAAGAAACAUCAAGUUGUGUUACACAGAACAGACGUCCAGCAGCCCCCUCACAUUAAAGAGGAAGAGGAGGAAGUGUGGAUCAGUCAGGAGGGAGAGUGUCUUCUAGGGCAGGAGGAGGAUGAUGUCACCAAGUUUCCACUGACUGUUGUCUCUGUGAAGACUGAAGAGCAUGAAGACAAACCACCUGAGUCCUCACAGCUUCAUCACAGUCCAAACGUCCAGCGGGUGUCAGCGGAGAGUCAUGAAGAGGAGUGGCACACCAGUGUGGGACAGAAGGAGCUACAGGCCCCCUCCCACAUUAAAGAGGAGCAGCUUCAUGAUGAAGAUGAAGCUCAGUCCUUACAGCUUCAUCACAGUCAAAGUGAGGAGAACAGAGGGGCGGAGCUUGUAAGUCAACACAUCACAGAAGCUGAUGGAGAGCAUUGUGAAGAUAUAAAGUCAGAACCAGACAGCAUCUUUGCUCCACUGUCAGACAUGGACCACAUGAUGUCAGACUCUUCUGAUCACAGUGACCACAUCCAAAAACCUUUGGAGAGUAAAAAUGACUCUAAAGGUGAUACGAGACAUCACACUAACAACAAACACUUUGACUGCUCUCAAUGUGGGAAAUCAUUUAGACGAAAGAGUCAUUUUACAGCACACAUGAGAACACAUACUGGAGAGAAACCUUUUACUUGCUCUGUUUGUAAGAAGAGUUUCUUCAGAAAGGGUCACAUGACCACACACAUGAGAACACAUACUGGAGAGAAACCUUUUACUUGCUCUGCUUGUGCCAAAAGAUUCAACACUAAGAAUGACAUGACCACACACAUGAGAACACACACAGGUGAGAAACCUUUUACUUGCUCCGUUUGUAAGAGGAGUUUCUCCAGAAAGGAACGCAUGAAAAUACACAUGAGAACACACACUGGAGAGAAACCUUUUCCUUGUUCAGCUUGCACUAAAAGAUUCACGACUAAGAAUGACAUGAUAAUACACAUGAGAACACACACCGGUGAGAAACCUUUUACUUGCUCUGUUUGUAAGAACAGUUUCUCCAGAAAGGAACACAUGACCAUGCACAUGAGAACACACACUGGAGAGAAACCUUUUCCUUGCUCAGCUUGUGCUAAAAGAUUCAACACUAAGAAGGAAAUUAUAUUGCACAUGAGAACACACACAGGUGAGAAACCUUUUAUUUGCUCUGUUUGUAAGAAGAGUUUCUCCAGAAAGCAAACCAUGACCAGACACAUGAGAACACACACUGGAGAGAAACCCUUUUUAUGCUCAGUGUUAGAAUAAUUAUGUAUAUAUUAUCACACUAACUUUAGUAUUCUUAAAGUCUGUUUCUUUAGUUAUUGUGCUCAAAUUAGACUUUUCUAUUCGUGCAAGGACAAAAACUUCUUGUCUGAGGGGUGGCCUCAGCCGCAGAUGUUAUCUUUGUUUUAGCCCGCUAACAGCCAAGGACUUCAAGGACCUCAACGAAAAUAAAAUGACAACACGCAGACGAAGCGGAGACUAGGCGAAAUCACAAGGCCCCCAGCACAUUCCGUCACGUGUACGUCCUGGACCUGCUUUGCAUAAUAUAUGUGACCUUUUAGAGGCGGCCUCAGUGAUGUUGACUGUGGAACUCCUGAAUAAAUAGAGGGACGCCUCCCUCGUGACACUUAAACAGUGAUUGUGUUACAUGUAGUUUAAAAACUCAGCAUGUUUAAUAUGAAUGUAUAUUUGAUGUUGUAUGUAGUGCUUCUCAUCUUCUAGUCAUAUAUG
Molecule: messenger RNA, 2260 nt
Organism: Entelurus aequoreus (snake pipefish)
Lineage: Eukaryota; Metazoa; Chordata; Actinopteri; Syngnathiformes; Syngnathidae
Product: zinc finger protein OZF-like
Exons: 3
Coding region: 497-1792 (431 amino acids)
Cellular component (GO): nucleus
Source: RefSeq, a predicted model, not a curated record